AUGGCACUAAGUGCCACAUGGUUUUUCGCAAGCGUCCUUCUGGCAGUGGUGACCAGAGCGCUUCCUGAUGGACCAAAAAUCACGCCGCCUCCCGUAAAUCCGAACAUUCUCGCGAUCGAUCCGACUUCAUCUGGCCAAAUUGGCAUCAAUCCAGUUACAUCGGAUCUUGGAGACCCAUACUCAUAUGUUCUGACCAAACUUGGCUCUAGCAAUCCUGUAGUGACAUGGGAUGGAUCAGUAUACCAUUACAUCGAAGGGCAUACAAAUUACCUGACAGUCGAGACAAAGACCACUACGGUGAACAAUGUCCCAACUACCACGACAUCGACAGUUAAGGUCUCCGUGGAGACUGCCGUAGCCGGUGGUGAUACGGGUCAGGAAGCUGGUGCACUUGGCAUCACAUUCUCCAAGGACAUCGCAGACAAUUUAAGGAAGACUGCCGAAGCGGCCAUUCAGAAGUGCGGCGUAACCAGGAAGCGAUCAGACGUGGCAUCUUGCCUUAUUGAGGCAGCAUCGUCUGCCAGUGGGAAGGGUGGCCCCCUCGAGGGUGUAGCAUCAGAUGAUUUCUGGGAAUCCAUCACGGCCGAGGUUGCGGAAAAUGCAUCCAGUGUUCUCAAGAAUGCGAUUGCUGUUAUACAGAGCCAGGCACAAAAGAAGAAGACAUUAAUUCUCGUGGCCGUCUUCCUGACUGCUACAGUCCUUGAGGGGCCUAAGGAUAGCAACGAUAAUCCCUUAGCGGCAAUCAACAUACCCGCCACUGGAGUUGGCUCGAUGACAAAUGAAGAUACCGACGACACCUGUCCUCCGGAAAAACGCAAGAGGACGAAGAAUUCCCCGCCAUGCGAUGAUUUUGAUUGCAAGGGGCCUCAUGACAUCCAACAUUGCAUAGAAGGCGAAAACAAAGACUGUCCUUGUCUCCUUCGAGCUAGGGGUGGACCAAAGCAGGUGCCUGAUCAAAGCUGGUGGGACGAGCAACAGGACGCUAUUGCGUCUGUUAUCGCAAGCCCCGAGAUCCUUACCGCCACCGCGGAUUGCUUCGUCAAUAGUGACGGCAAUGCCUUCGAUGGCAAGCCUGCAGCCUCACCCGCCUCGUGGUGCGUGUGCAACAGCUCUGGUACAAGCCGUCUUUAUCCCACCAACGACUCGCCCUCUUCGCCGUGCUCCUACAUGGCCUUGCCAACCACUACCGUCUCGGUGUCGUUGACGGCGCCUCAUGGUGGUACAGUGACUUCUUGUCGCAUCGAGAGCUACACGGCAGCCACUCUUACAACUACUCUCAAGCCGUACUGCACCUGCAACGACAACUCCAUGUAUCCUAUUGGUACGUGGUCGGAUAACGGCUCCCAGACGACUGGAUGUACCGCGACGCGGGCCACCGCUCCACCACCCACUUCAUCUGCCCCUCCUCCGCCGCCGCCGCCACCACCUCCGCCCCCAGUCAAUGAACCGCCCCCAGGCAUAAACUGCAGGAACAGUGACGACUGUAGCUAUUAUAUCUGCUCGGACGGAUCGAAACCUGGAUGUGGUGCUGGGGCCGGCGAUCCGUUUUCGCAUUUCUGUGUAUGCUAG
Molecule: messenger RNA, 1569 nt
Organism: Annulohypoxylon maeteangense
Lineage: Eukaryota; Fungi; Ascomycota; Sordariomycetes; Xylariales; Hypoxylaceae
Exons: 4
Coding region: 1-1569 (522 amino acids)
Source: RefSeq, a predicted model, not a curated record